Molecule: messenger RNA, 2154 nt
Organism: Thunnus maccoyii (southern bluefin tuna)
Lineage: Eukaryota; Metazoa; Chordata; Actinopteri; Scombriformes; Scombridae
Gene: bzw1a
Product: basic leucine zipper and W2 domains 1a
Exons: 12
Coding region: 120-1379 (419 amino acids)
Cellular component (GO): membrane; cytoplasm
Molecular function (GO): protein binding
Source: RefSeq, a predicted model, not a curated record
AGCCUGCGGAAGUCCUGACGGGAAGGUCUUUUUGUUUGGGCCGCAGAUAGACUCGACACUUGGUUUCAUUCCCCUGGUUAUCAACCGUUUUUUAUCUGCAUUAAUUUCGGGUGUCUUUUAUGAAUAAUCAAAAGCAGCAAAAGCCAACGCUAACCGGCCAGCGUUUCAAAACGAGGAAAAGAGAUGAAAAGGAGAGGUUUGACCCUACUCAGUUUCAAGAAAGUAUCGUACAAGGCUUGAAUCAAACUGGCACUGACUUGGAAGCGGUCGCAAAGUUCCUUGAUGCCUCUGGCGCCAAGCUUGACUACCGCCGGUAUGCAGAGACACUCUUUGACAUCCUGGUGGCCGGCGGCAUGCUGGCCCCAGGCGGGACUCUGUCUGACGACAUGACCCGUACUGAGUUCUGCCUCUUCACGGCACAAGAAGACCUGGAGACAAUGCAAGCAUAUGCUCAGGUUUUUAACAAGCUGAUCAGGCGUUACAAGUACCUGGAGAAGGGUUUCGAAGAGGAGAUCAAGAAGUUGCUGCUGUUUCUAAAGGGGUUCACUGAGUCUGAGCGCAACAAACUGGCCAUGCUGACCGGCAUCCUGCUGGCCAAUGGCAACAUAUCAGCCUCCAUCCUGAACAGCCUCUUCAAUGAGAACCUCGUCAAAGAGGGAGUAUCUGCAGCCUUCGCUGUCAAGCUGUUCAAGUCAUGGAUCAAUGAGAGGGACAUCAACUCUGUUGCCGGCAGUCUCCGCAAAGUCGGCAUGGACAACAGGCUGAUGGAACUCUUUCCUGCCAACAAACGGAGCUGCGAGCAUUUUUCUAAGUACUUCACCGACGCCGGGCUAAAGGAGCUGUCCGACUUCGCCCGCAACCAGCAGUCCAUCGGCGCCCGCAAAGAGCUGCAGAAGGAGCUCCAGGAGCAGAUGUCCCGCGGUGACCCGCAAAAGGAGAUUAUCGCCUUCACCAAGGAGGAGAUGAAGAAGGCCAACUUAUCUGAGCAGGCCAUGAUUGGCAUCAUCUGGACCAGCGUGAUGAGCUCUGUGGAGUGGAAUAAGAAGGAAGAGCUGGUGACCGAACAAGCCAUCAAACACUUGAAGCAAUACAGCCCUCUGCUGAAAGCCUUCACCUCCCAGGGUCUGUCUGAGCUCAGCCUGCUGCUGAAGAUCCAGGAGUACUGCUACGACAACAUCCACUUCAUGAAGGCCUUUCAGAAGAUCGUGGUGCUCCUCUACAAAGCGGACGUUCUGAGCGAAGAGGCCAUACUGAAGUGGUACACUGAAGCCCACGUCGCCAAGGGGAAGAGCGUUUUCCUCGAGCAAAUGAAAAAAUUUGUCGAGUGGCUGAAGAAUGCGGAGGAAGAGUCUGAAUCGGACGAAGAGGAGGCGGACUAAAAACCUCCAUCGCCAGAUGAGCUUUUUCCUUUUUUUGUUUUUUGUUUUUGUUUUUUUUUUUUUCUUUUUCUUUUUUUUUACAAGUAGCAGCAGGAGCAGUAGAAUGUCUUCACCCCUUCUUUCUCUUCUACCUCCUGUUUUACUCCCAAACACACACACACACCCUUCCACCACCACUCCAAAACAUUUAAACGUUAUUUAAAAGAUUUUUAAAAAAAAGAAGGGCUCUGUCCUUACUCGUAACUUUAUGUGUUGCGGCUCACAGUGGAAGCGGAAAAUGAUGAAUACUCCCCCUCUUUUCCCUUUUUAUUUUAAUUUUUUUUUUGGUAUUAUUGUUGUAAUGCCUUCUGUAAUUUGGAUACAACAUUCCAUGUGAUCUCGAUGGCCGCUGCUUGUAUGAAUCUGAACCAAGAUUUGGUAAAUAUUCAAGUUGGCUUUUUUGCCGUGCGACUACGAAGCCGACUAAAAUGUUAAGACAAUUUUGCCAAAGUUUAUUAUUAUUAUUAUUAUUAUUUUUUCUUCCUCCCCGUUAAUUUUUAAUUUCGCCCAGCUCAUGUUUUGGCUCCUGUUCGGUCUCAAACUUCGCCUUCUUUCUUGACUUUUGGGUAAAACUGUAACUGCGUGUCGAGGUCGCUCUGGUCAGUCCGUCAGAAGACACGCCCCCCCCCCCCUGUAAGAUGCCUCGCCAGCUAACUGAUUAUUAUUGGUUUCUACUUUCUUUAAUCUGAUAUAAACCGAUUGACUUUUUUAUGAAAUAAAGAUUAUUGAAAUGGUU